This is a messenger RNA of Paramecium tetraurelia, 5178 nucleotides long. RefSeq lists its product as uncharacterized. Lineage: Eukaryota; Ciliophora; Oligohymenophorea; Peniculida; Parameciidae. The transcript is spliced from 2 exons. The record is from RefSeq and is a predicted model, not a curated record.
AUGAGAAUAACUUUAAUUGACAAUUUAACAAUUAUUGCCCAUUCCCAACAUUAGAAUUAAGCCGGAAAUACAAUGGUAAGUGUUAUUCUCAUAAUCCCAUAUAUUUAAUAUUUGUCUCUUCUACUCCCAUCUCAUGGAUGGUCAUAUUGGAAUUAUAGUGAUGGCUAUUUAUCAUUCAUUUAAAAGGCUUGCUCUUAUUUUACAAUAACUCCUUUUUUUGAAUUUCAAAACAACUUCAUCUAUUACCCUUUUACAAUUUUUAGUUUAAUAAUUAUGGUAGGACUCAUUUUAUAUUUGAGUGUUUUUCCUUUAGAAAUGGAAUCUGAAAACAAGAAAGUCAAAUAUUAAGAAGGCAGAACGAGUACUUUAUGCACAGUAAUUUUAUUCACAAUCCAAACUCUCUAAAUCCCAUGCUAUAAGUUUUAUAUUUAAUAAAUUAUUGAGGCAUAGUAAAAAAACCUUUAGAAUCAAUUAAUUAUUAACAUAAUUUCGAUUAUAUUGUACUGCUUGUAUAUUUUUAUGAGUGAAUACUUUUUGAGGUAAUAUUCAUUUACACCUUACCACCCGAUGUAAUAGAAAUUUACACGAUUAAGGGUUUCUCAGAUUCUCAUUAAUUUGAUUGCAAUAGUCUUAACUUUGGAAAAGGAGUCUAGAUUAUAUAAUUUGAUCGGCCUUCUCAUGUUGCAUUCAAUAUUUAUUUUAAAAAUGCUCAAUCAUUUAUACUAUAAACCUGAGGCUCCCCAUAAAAAUAUGAUCCAUUUUGAAGCCUCCUUUACAUUAGAGUCAUUAGCCAUAUUAAUAACUGUGAAUGUUUUCUCGGAAAAUUAAAUCUUUCCUGAAGAACAGAUUGGAAUUUAUAUAAUGUUCAUUUUUAGUUUGUCCACAAUUUUAGGAAAUUUGCUAUUUAAUUUCUUAUUGUAAUUGAAUUUUGAUCCAAAGACCAAAUAGCUCUAUCAGAUUUACAAGUUGUAUUCUUAUAUUGGUAAUAUCACAACAAAUUCAAUAACCACCUAUAAUCUCAUCAUAUAUUAGUUAAUAAACGACAAGGAUUUUUAAAAAUUUCAAUAGAAGGUAAUUAUGAAUCAGAAGAGCACAAAAAUGCAAGAUUAUUAUAAAUUAGGAUUGUAUAUCAUUACUGAAAUUUUUAUCGAUUUAAAAGAAGGAUAGAAGAGUGAGCUUGAAGAGCUACAGUUGUUAUUUGUGUCGUAUUUAGCCUUGAUUAGAAAUAAGCCAUUGAUAGGUUAUGUGGAGUUUAAGAAAUUUGAAUCUAAUUAAAACAUAAAGAAGUCCUAUUAUUUUUAGUUAAUGAAAAGUAGAAUUGAUAAGCAUUUAUAAAAGAAAAUAACGGCAAUACAAUAAAUAUAUGAGAAAGAGCAAUAAUAUAUGAAGAAUGUUACAUAAGAAAAAAGUGUAAGUCCUGCAGAAUUGUAUGAAUAUUCUCAAAUUGAGGAGAAGUUUCAAGGAAAAGUAUCUGACUUAAUAUAACUUAAAAUUUCUAUUUGGGAAAGUUAGAUAAAUGGUUGCAAAUCUAUUUAUGAAUUUGAAGAUAAUGCAGUUAAAUUAAGUAAAUAAAUAAUAUCAUGUAUUUUUUUUCUUAGAAGUUAAACAAUUAAUGUAAUAUAAGAAGAGUACAUAAAAAAUUGUGAUAAUAUUUUAAAAUUAAAAAUAUGUUCAAUGUUCCAUAGUUUUGUGUUGAAUGAUUAUUAUAGUGCAUAUUUGUGUGAAUAGAAAAUACAAGACAUAAUGAAAAUAGAAACAACAUAGGAGUAAAAUGUGAUAACACGAUCCAAUAUUUUGAAGGAUGAAACCAUAUUGAUAAUCAUAAGUAUAGUUAAACAAUUGGGUUAAGUUUUAAAUUUGAACAAAAGUUAAAUUGCUAAUUAUUUUGGAUAUUCAAAUUCAGAAUUCCAGUAGAUUGCUAACAUUAAAGAACUCAUGCCAUAAUAUUUUGGAAACCAACACGAUUAAUUCCUAUAAACCUAUAUCUAGGAAGCAAGGACAGAUUUAGCAUUUAAGGAGACCUUAACGUUUGCUUAGGGUAAAAAUGGAUUCCUAAUACCUCAGUAUUUGAAUGUUUAUAAUAAUUUCGACAUCAAUGAUGAUUUUACUUUAAUAGGAAGUCUUACAAAGGAAAAGGAAGUUCAUAAUUAUCUUAUUUUUGAUGAAUAUGGUAAAUGUAUAGGAAUCACCUAACAAUUAAGUAAAUUGCUUGUACCGCAAGAUAAUCUAGAAUAUUUUUUGGAAAAUAUUGAUUCAUUUUAUGUUUAUAUGUUUUUGCCUCAUAUUCAUAUAUACAUGAAUGAUAUCUUGAAUAACUCUAAUAAUAAUGAUGGUGCAAUUCAAUAAAAGUCUGUAUUGCUGUAUGUAUUUUAAGACUUCAUUGGUCUCUAGAAGAUGCAUUAAGCCAUACUUAAUUCAUAUUAAUAGGGGUCUUAAAAGUAUGUAGAAUAGACAAGGGUAUUUUCACAAUUUGAAUAGAUGAAUUCGUUAAUCACUAGUCCUCGAAAUGGCAAUAUGAAGAGACUCAUUUCAGAAGCUAAGCCUUCUAAUCCAUUGGAAGAGGUCAAGAAUUUAGAACAAAGUAGUUUAGACUUCUUUAAAAUUGGUUCGUAAUAAAAGCCGACUAUAAUGGGCACUUAAUAGAAUGCAAAUUCAAUAAAAGAAAACGAAAUAAUCGAUUUUUUGAAUGCUAUUGAAGUAUUGCAAAAGACAAUCUAUUUUUGUACUGCAAAAAUCUAAUUAAAUAUUUUGGGUAGGAAGGAAAAUAAAUAACAUUACUUUAUUUUGGAGUUAUCUGAAUUUGUAGAUAAAUCAAAUCAAUAAGAUGAGGAAAAGAAAUAAAUGAGAAGACAAAAUCUGCCUAUUCGCAGGGCAGCCAAAAGACAUACAAGCCAAAAGCAAAGUUAUAUUCAACAAUUCUAGACGAUUCCUAAGAGUCCUGAUUAUCAUAUGGAUUCUUCAUUGAUGAGUCCUGUUGGUUCAGUUUUACAAAAGAAAAGUUUUCUUGAUAAAUCUCCAGUUAAUAAUUAGAUUUUACAUUACGUAAGCGAACGACGGUUAAAUUUGAUGGGUUCUUUAGGAUAAGCUGAUUCUUAGAGUUUUAGUGAAGAAGUAUUUAGCAAUGAAAUACAAUAAGUGUUGCAGCAUUAGAAUGAGUACAAAUCAAAUCAUGGAGUAGGAAUACUUAAGUCUCAAUCAUCAACGAAAUCUGGUAAUUCAGGAUUAACUGCGAUAGAAAUAGUUAAUAAAUUUAAGACCAAAACUUCUUUAAUAUCAAGUCUUGCAAUUAUUUCAUUAAUAAAAUUGGUCGUUCUUAUUUUAUUUAUCAUCUUUAUGAUUAUUAACAUAACACAAGUAAACGUUUUUAAUGAAUCAGUAGCAAAAUUUAUAACAGAUAUCAACUUACCUAUAAAUUUAAACAAAUACUUUUUAAAUUUGUUCACUUACUCCUGGAUCACCUCUUUAAUGCUUAAUGACAUUUUAAAUGCAAGUCAAUUUAUCAAUAAUUAAAUGUACUUCCAGAGUCAAAAUAUGGAAACGACCUUCAUAAAUUUGACCAAAAUGUAUACCAAUUUCAUUUCAUUAGAAGAAAAUGGAUAUUUGGACAACCUGAAUAUUACUCAUUUAGACAAUACAGUUUAUGUUGAAAAUGUAGACUUCACUGAUUAUAUUUAUUAUCUUGAAGCUAUAGGAUAUAGACUCUUGCAUUUUGAAUCAAACUCUAUUUAUUUAUCAAAUCUACUAAAAUAUCGACUCAAUUUUGGCAAUAUAAUCCAAAAUAAUUUUUAAAUAAUUCAGUCGUUAGGAUCAUAUUAUAGUGAUUAAUAGGAUGGCAAGAUAUUAUUGUUAUUUAAUUAGAUUCUUGCUGAAAUAAUUAUAAUUGGAUUAAUCAUAUUUAGUUAGUUGUAUUUUUGGAGAAGGAUUGAACAAUAUUGUUAGAAAAUAUUAUUACUCUCCAAUAGAUUGACUGAAAGUGGAGCAGAAAAUUAAAUAAUUAAAUUUAGAUUAGUCGCGUAAAUCAUGAAGCAAACUUUUGGAGAAUUGGGAUUUAAAUAGCAGAAUUGUUAUAAAUUAUGCUAUACAGAUAUGCUAUAGAGUAAAAAAGGAUUUAAAUAACAUAGAUCAAAGAUUCAGUCAAUUUUAAUAAAGUCUAAAAAGGCUAAACAACAAGAAAUCUAAACCAAGAAACCUGGUUCUUCUACUAUUCCUUUAAAUUCCAGGAUCUCGAAUGUGUAGAUUAACAUAAUAUUUAAACUAAUUUAUGUAAUGAUAAACAUAUCAUUUGUCUGCUUUUUCUUCUUAGGAGAUUAUUUGUUGUAUAAGGACCAAUCAUUAAAAUUGAAUCCUGCGUAUGGGUUGGCUAUGGAUUAUAUUUAAUUUUAAAUAGGUUUUGAAAAUACUAUCACUGUUGCUCUUAUGAUCAAAUCUGAAUAACAGAUUUAUAGUGUAAUGAGUGAAGUAAUCUAGAAUGAGUUUCUUGUUCUUAGUAAUACGAAUAUAUAGUAUAAUGUUACAUCCGUUCUAACAUAAGUCUAUAGCUUUAAUCAUUCGGAUUUGAAUUCAAUUUAUUAAAAGAUCAUAGAUUACGAUAUUAUCAAUGGUGAAGAUGAAACAUACAUACUGACAAUAUACAACAAUGAUUUCUGUUUGGUCUUUGAUGACUAAGAGAUUCCAUUUUGCAAUAAGAACUUAUCGCCAUAAUAGUUUAGAUCAGAAUAUGGUACAUAUGACAGUAGGGAUAACAAUUCUUAAUAUUUAAAAUCUGGGAUUGUUGGAAUAGUAAGCAAGAUGGAUACAUUUUUGAUGUAAUAUUAUGAGUUUGAGUACUAAACAGGGUCAUUGGAUCCUGAUUUUGUUAAACUAAAUUAGCAAUUGAAUAGUUAGGAUUUUACUAAUAUAAUAGUUCAACAUUAUUUAGAUACAUACUUAGGUUUUGAAGAGUUUUUUAAUAAUAUUCAAGAGUCUAUAAUAAAUCUCAUCACAUCACAAUAGAAUACAUAAGACUUAUAUUAAUUUUUAAUAGGGAUAUUCCUCCUAAUCUUUUUGAUUGUAGCGGGGGGACUCAUGAUAAUUAAGGUCAAUUUAAGAUUAAUUCAUCUAAGACUAUUGAUUACUUUGUUGCCAGUUGAAAUAAUGUUGGAUAUCUAUACAAUAUCCUUGCUAAAAAUCUUGUAAUGA